AAAUUGUCAAACCGCGUGAAAACAAAAGUAAAAACAGUUCUUCCUCUUUUUUCUCACACAAAACCCAAACAAAUAUCAGCGACUUCGAUAGUCGCAAAUGGUAAUAUUACAUACCAGAUACCACAUAGUGUUGUUUAUUCGUGUCGACUUUUUGUAAAAUUCAUAAUGAAUAGUUUAAUACAACUACGUGAUAAACGUUGGAACGCUUCUCUAAUAUAUUUCUGUUACAAUCGACGUGCCGUAUUAAUUAAGAGUAUUUCCGGGCACUUUUUAAACUUGAUAAGGUCUUGCAGUACCACUUCAGGAAAAGAUGGGAUAAAGAGUAAUUUUGAUAACUUCCGAGCACGCGAAGAGCAAAAACAAGAAGAUUUAUUGAAACAGCGUGCAAGUAACAACACUGGACAAAUUCAUGAAGGUAAAAAGAACGCAAAAGUUUUAUCUGUAAAAAGUGAUAUCCUAAACGCAGCUUUGAGUUAUGUUUCUGUCUACGGUUGGUCGAAGCAAUCAAUCUCAAAGGGCGCACUAAGUAUUAAUUACCCAUCAGUAGUUAAUGGACUCUUUCCUCUUGGUGCAAUUGAAUUGGUGCAGCAUUUUCACAGACAAUGUAAUGAGAAUAUGCUAAAUUACUUAAAAGAAGAAUCCAGUCGCUCAAAUAAAGCUCAAAAUCCAACCAAAUUUGCACAAAAGGCUAUUGAAGUACGGUUACGGAUGCAAAUACCAUAUAUAAAAAACUGGCCACAGGCAAUGGGCCUCAUGGCUCUACCACCAAAUAUACCCAACUCACUAGCACAUGUGCUGACUCUUGCUGAUGAUAUAUGCUACUAUGCAGGCGAUCGGUCCAUAGAUUUUAACUGGUAUACAAGACGAAUUGCACUUGCAAGUAUUUAUAAAGCGACCGAAUUGUAUAUGUUACAAGAUAACUCAGUUGAUUACGAAAAGACGUGGAAGUUCCUGGAGCGACGUAUAGAUGAGGCUAGCGUGGUUCACGAUUUUUUUGUUAAAUCUGAGGAUGCAACUUCACAUUUGCAGAACGCUUUUGGCUCUGCUUUUUCAACGGCACGUAAUAUUUUAGGACUAAAUUUUGGCGGACGAUGAUUGGAAGCAUUUCUCUUCAACCUAUGGACUUAAAUUAUCCAGUUUCUGUGGCAGUUUCAAUCAAAAAUACAUGUAAAAACACGAUAAAUAACCAUACAAUAAAUAACCAAGUUUCAUAACCAAGCCAACAUAACCCAAAUGCAUAUUCAAAAUUUCAAAAGGCGGAUACUACUUAGCAUUAGCUUUUCUUGAUUUUACCUAAAAAUCCACCGAGCAAGAUUGCAAGAGCAAGAGAUGUCCCCGAGCAAGAUCGGGCAGUGAGCCAGUAGGUCAAGACCGAUUAAUCAGGGAUCACCUAUUUUAAUCAGUUGAGCAUAAAUGAGCUUUAAAAUGCAGCAUUUUGUUCCUAUUUUCAGAAUCUUUUGAUAAGAGCAUCAUUUAGAAUCACUCACACAAUAGUUGAAAUUCAUACAAACACAUAUACCUACUAUUAAUACAGUAAUACCACAGAGAACAGACAUCCAAGCUGGCAUACCCAACCUGUGUAAAUUUUUGUAACGGCCAUUUCAAAAUAACCCCUCGUUCACGUUAAAGUUACCCGAAGUUAUCCCUCGCAUUUGUUAGUUUGGCGAUUCGUUCGAUGGCGGCGCCACCCGCAAGCAUCUGUCAAAACUGAAAUCCAAUAUAUUUCUUACCCUUUUUUACUUAUGCAAAAACCAAAAAAACAUCAAAAGCUCAUCAGUAACCACCAUGGGAAUGGUACAAAGGUUUGUUGAUACUAUCGAAACUAGUGUGGUAUCGAUAGUAUCGUCAAACUUCAUUGUUAGAAAUGAUUUGCGAUUUGUGACACACACGUGGCAAAAUUCGGUCUUCUUUUGAUGUUAUCGUGUUGUUAGGCUAAUUAUUAUUAUUAUUACUGUUGAUGUUUGACUAGUUUUGUUCGAAAUGGUAUCCGUCAAAUCAUCGAUAAAUAGCCUCGUAAUAUCGAUAGUUAUUUCAAGUGUUAUCUCUCAUCGUUAAUUGACGGAAAUACUUGACGGUGAUUGAUAGUCAAUUUAGUUUGGCGAUUCGUAAGCUAGGCGGCGUUUGAUAACUGUUGUAAUUUUAACGGUUUUUCGUUUGAAUUUUUACACAGAAAAUUACGACAAAUUUGUUCUAGCUUGGAAGUCUGUUCUCUGUGGUAAUAAUAAAGCAACCAAGGGGUCGGUCACUCAGCACAGCCGUUUUUAUGUUAGGCGACUUGAAACAAGCCGAACUGUGCCGAUGCUGUACCGAAAGUGCCGAACUGCAAGAUUUGUUAAAUUCGUUCUAAUCUGAUAGAUCUGGCAACCGUGCGAGAUGAUUUUGACAACUGGCAGUGGUCCCAUUUCAUCUGUAACAUUGAACCGGAGGUGUGUAAAGUCAUAUAAAUGUUAUUUUUAUAGGGCUUUAGAGGUGUGCCGCUUGAUAUCUCUGGAGUGCCUGGGCACAAUGUGCUGAGUGUCCGACCCCUUGAAAGCAACUUUAUUUUUAUUUUCGUUACGUUAUAUUGAAGCAAAAACGAAAUUUAUUGCUAUUCAAACGAAAUUGAUUGCAAAUGAAAGAGGAGUCUUUCAAACCCGUAACUUUCAAAUUUUAUGAUGAUUGGUCUUGUAGUUUGAAAGAUACAUUAAGAAAUGCAAAGAAGCGAAGUAUGUAUAAAUAUUUUGUUAAUUGAAAUUUGAAAAUCUAAAU
Messenger RNA from Sabethes cyaneus, 2748 nucleotides. RefSeq names its product ubiquinone biosynthesis protein COQ9, mitochondrial (gene Coq9). NCBI's taxonomy places the organism in Eukaryota, Metazoa, Arthropoda, Insecta, Diptera, Culicidae. The transcript is spliced from 4 exons. The record is from RefSeq and is a predicted model, not a curated record. Gene Ontology annotation, cellular component: mitochondrial inner membrane. Gene Ontology annotation, molecular function: lipid binding. The coding region runs from base 166 to 1095 and encodes 309 amino acids. Gene Ontology annotation, biological process: ubiquinone biosynthetic process.